This is a messenger RNA of Neogale vison (American mink), 1523 nucleotides long. It is a transcript of the gene EIF2S1, whose product is annotated as eukaryotic translation initiation factor 2 subunit alpha. The transcript is spliced from 8 exons. Bases 163 to 1110 code for a protein of 315 amino acids. Lineage: Eukaryota; Metazoa; Chordata; Mammalia; Carnivora; Mustelidae. Gene Ontology annotation, molecular function: ribosome binding; translation initiation factor activity; RNA binding. The record is from RefSeq and is a predicted model, not a curated record. Gene Ontology annotation, cellular component: eukaryotic translation initiation factor 2B complex; multi-eIF complex; eukaryotic translation initiation factor 2 complex.
UGUUGGCGCUUGCGUGAUGCGAGGUGGUUCCGCAUGCGCGGUGGGGUAGAACCAAGCGCACGCUGAGGAGGAUCGGCCGCUGCUGUGCCUGGACUGUCUGCUCUCUGCGAUUAAAGAGCACGGCACGGGAUCCCGGCGCGGGAUUCAGACACAUACCUCAGAAUGCCGGGUCUAAGUUGUAGAUUUUAUCAACACAAAUUUCCUGAGGUGGAAGAUGUAGUGAUGGUGAAUGUAAGGUCCAUUGCUGAAAUGGGGGCCUAUGUCAGCUUGCUGGAAUACAACAAUAUUGAAGGCAUGAUUCUUCUUAGUGAGUUGUCCAGAAGGCGUAUCCGUUCUAUAAACAAACUGAUCAGAAUUGGCAGGAAUGAAUGUGUGGUUGUCAUAAGAGUGGACAAAGAAAAAGGAUAUAUUGAUUUGUCAAAAAGAAGAGUUUCUCCAGAGGAAGCAAUCAAAUGUGAAGAUAAAUUCACCAAAUCCAAAACUGUUUACAGCAUUCUUCGUCAUGUUGCUGAGGUGUUAGAGUACACCAAGGACGAGCAGCUGGAGAGCCUGUUCCAGAGGACUGCCUGGGUCUUUGAUGACAAAUACAAGAGACCUGGAUAUGGUGCCUAUGAUGCAUUUAAGCAUGCAGUCUCAGACCCAUCUAUUUUGGAUAGUUUAGAUCUGAAUGAAGAUGAACGGGGAGUACUUAUUAACAAUAUUAAUAGGCGUUUGACACCACAAGCUGUCAAAAUUCGAGCAGAUAUUGAAGUGGCUUGUUAUGGUUAUGAAGGCAUCGAUGCCGUAAAGGAAGCCUUGAGAGCAGGUUUGAAUUGUUCUACAGAAACCAUGCCCAUCAAGAUUAAUCUAAUAGCUCCUCCUCGAUAUGUGAUGACUACAACAACUCUGGAGAGAACAGAAGGCCUCUCUGUUCUCAAUCAAGCUAUGGCUGUUAUUAAAGAAAAGAUUGAGGAAAAGAGGGGUGUCUUCAGUGUUCAAAUGAAGCCUAAAGUGGUCACAGAUACGGAUGAAACUGAACUUGCAAGGCAGCUUGAGAGGCUCGAAAAAGAGAACGCAGAAGUGGAUGGAGAUGAUGAUGCAGAAGAAAUGGAAGCCAAAGCCGAAGAUUAACUUUGUGGGAAACAGUCCAUUUUAAGGAACACAAAGCAGCCCUUCCUGGCUGUAAACCCUAGACUUGAAAGUUUUCCAGUAUUGAAAACUUCAAAGCUGAAUAUUUUUUAUUUCCAAGUAUUUAAAUGUUCCAACAGACCAAAACAUGACAUGUCCUCCUAAAAGUCAGCUGUUUUCACACAGAAGCUCCAACAUUCAGCAGUUUAAGCGAGUGGGCCUAACUUCACUAGAGACAAAUCUUUAACAGUCAUAAAAUUGGGCUUGUGGUUUCCAUUUCUGAUGUCUCCAGAUUGGCACCCCUUUGUAGUUCAGUGCCUCCCUGAGAUUUAUCAGGGGCACCCAAAGCAAAUAGCCUCAACCUUUCUACAUAAAAUGUAUCAAGCAAAAAUUAAAUAAAUUUCUGGGAUAUUUAA